AUGGCUGCAACGCCCGACUACGCCGGCCACUUCUCGGACCGCAACAUCCCCUUUGGCAUUGCCUCGUCGGCGGCCCAUCCUCAGCACCAAGCGGCUACCCGCAUUGGCAACGCCGUCGUUUUUCUCGCCGACCUGGCCCAUGCCGGCACCUUUGCCAGCGUGGCCGGUCUGCCGGGCGGCGUGUUUGCCGAGGCGACGCUGAACUCGUUUGCUGCGCUGCCGCAGACGGUGCACACGGCCGUGCGGACCACCAUUCAGGCUCUCUGGCGACAAGGCGGCGACGGUGGCGGCCCGUCCCUAUUCCCCAGAAACAGCGUGGAAGACAUCUCGGCUGUCACGCUGCACCUCCCUGUCCACGUCAGCGACUUUGCCGACUUUUCGUGCAGCCUGGAGCACGUCCAGAACGCGGGCCGCAUCAUUAUCCAGGACGGCACGCCGCCGCCGGGCUUCUUCCACUUCCCCAUCGCCUACCAGGGCCGCGCCAGCUCCGUGGUCGUCUCAGGCACGCCCAUUGAGCGCCCCGUGGGCCAGUUCCGGGACCGCUCGACGACCCCGCCGACCGUCGUGGCCGGCCCCUCGCGGCAGAUGGACUACGAAAUGGAGUUUGCCGCCGUCGUCGGGCGGCCCCUGCCCAUGCGCCAGCGCCUGGCGGCUGCCGACGCCGACCCGCACAUCUUUGGCUUUGUCGUGCUCAACGACUGGAGCGCGCGCGACAUCCAGGGCUUCGAGAUGGUGCCGCUGGGGCCGUGCAACGGCAAGAACGCGGGCACCACCAUCUCGCCGUGGAUUGUCACCCUCGACGCGCUGGCGCCGUACGUCGUGCAGGCGGCUCCCACCACGACCGCCACCGUCCAGCCGUGGCUGGCCGAUCCCACACGCACCACCUACGACGUCCAGAUGCAGGUCGCCGUCCAGGGCACGACGGUCGGCACCGCCAACGUAGCGUCCCUCUACUGGAGCCUCCGCCAGAUGCUCGCGCACAUUGUCAGUGCGGGCGCGCCGCUGCGGACGGGCGACCUCCUGGCCACGGGCACGGUGAGCGAGGCCGGCGCCGGCCACCACGGCUGUCUGCUGGAAUCGACCGAGGGCGGCACGCAGCCGGUCGCCCUCGGCGACGGAACCAAACGCGCGUUUCUGCAGGACGGCGACGUCGUGCGGAUGACGGCCGUUGCGGGUGGCGCCGACUCGGGCGUGGGAUGGGGCGCCUGCACGGGCCAGCUCGUGGCCGCAAGGGAGUGGAGUGUGUAG
Molecule: messenger RNA, 1248 nt
Organism: Sporothrix schenckii 1099-18
Lineage: Eukaryota; Fungi; Ascomycota; Sordariomycetes; Ophiostomatales; Ophiostomataceae
Product: fumarylacetoacetase
Exons: 1
Coding region: 1-1248 (415 amino acids)
Biological process (GO): homogentisate catabolic process; L-tyrosine catabolic process; L-phenylalanine catabolic process
Molecular function (GO): fumarylacetoacetase activity
Source: RefSeq, a predicted model, not a curated record